Molecule: messenger RNA, 1706 nt
Organism: Linum tenue
Lineage: Eukaryota; Viridiplantae; Streptophyta; Magnoliopsida; Malpighiales; Linaceae
Source: the annotation of a GenBank genome assembly
UAACGAGCAACACUCCAAGAAAACCACCAAUGGAGGCCCACCCCGGAAUAUUGGCCAUUGUCUCAUAUUGAGAGCUCCUCGCCGCCCGCUCCAAUCUGCUCCAUCCCUCGCCGCAGCAGCCACUGUCCGUCGCCCUCCGCAUUCGCCGUCGAGGUUGCUAACGAAUCUCCGUCGUGUUUAGGAAGCAGGUGAGUAUGGCAGAAGCAGCAGCAGUUGAAAUCGACAGGCUGAGCGAUCUCCCGGACAACAUCCUGCAUCACGUUCUGUCCUUCCUCGACACUGUAACGAUUGUCAAAACCAGCAUUCUGUCUAGGAGGUGGAGAUGCCUGUGGAAAGAUGUUCCCGUCCUCUGUUUCCAGAGGAAGGGCUUCCGUUCAAAGCUGGGUUUCGAAGAACACGUGAACCGGAUUCUGGCUAACCGAUCCCACCAUGCCACUGUCAGAGAAAUUAGGCUGGACUACUAUUCGAGCGGAUUAUCGUGGGAGGAACCAGACGCCAAAGUGUUUGAUAGUGUCCUGCGAUAUGCUGCAUCAUCCCAGUCACCCGGUGGCAUGAUCAGUCGUCUUCAUCAUCUGUCGAUCCGGAAUCCACCUGUAUUCGAUUCCUUUUACAGACGUUUCACCGACGUAAUCGCGUCCAUCUGCACUCAUCGCCAUCAUGAAACUCUCAGGACCCUCAAUAUGCACGGCGUGGAUGUUGCAUUAGUCCCCAUGACUGCUGCUUCAGGAUUUCAGAUGCUGACGACUCUGCAACUGCGUAGCUGCGAAUUUCAUGAUCCUGAUCCUUUUGGUGGUUUCCCUUGUUUGAACCACUUGAAGCUCUUCAACUGCACAUCAUCACCGAGUGGCUUCGCCGUGUUGGGACCUCACCUGGUGGACCUGGAAAUCGACAGCCCAUUCCUCUCAGUCUCAGAUGGGUUGAUUCGAGUUUCUGCCCCGAAGCUCAAAUCUUUCCGGUUCGAAGAUCAGAAUCUACGUUCUCGAGGCUACCCGACGCUAGACCUUCCUGCCUUGGACCACGCAACCAUCCACUUUCAUUGGCAUGAAUACCUGCUUGUUGCACCGGGUUGCCGUUCGUAUGUUUCGAGAGAAGGGUCUAUUCGUGCACGCCUCAACUUGUUUGGUGAUUUGCAUAACGCUGAAUCGCUCAUCCUCUGCUUCGACAGCUCGACCGAGAUUACGGAUCAGAACUCUCCUCUUACCGAAUGGAAGUCCCCAUUAAUGGAGCGUGCAGCCUCUCCCUUUACCAGAUUGAAGGCUUUGAGAAUGCAGUUCAAAAAACCUUCACCAACGCUAAGCGUACCGAAAGAAGUGAUUCGAUACUUUUUCGGCGACUCUUUCAACCCACUUAACAAGUCCGCCAUAAUCGAAAAUAUGGACAACCCAUUUAUCCAUUGAUCAUUUUGACCUUAGCUUUUCACCAUACCUUUCAUCUUCUUGAUAAGUACAAUAUUGUGGAGUUUGCUCCAUUUUUCUUUCUCUUGAUAACAAUUUGGUACCCUUCUAACAAGGAAAUAGAACUGUGCACACUGUCUUAGGGCUGGUUUUUCUUGUUCUUCUGCUUGAGCCCGAUUAUGUUGUUUGGGCUAGAGCCCAAAAAAGAAAACAUGAACCAAAGCCACCGACUGUGCAUCCCCUGGUAGUGGAGAGUAUAAACCCUAGAAACCCUGAAGCCUCACUACGGUUUCUUGAUUGUCAAGUAACAAA